Messenger RNA from Rotaria sp. Silwood2, 222 nucleotides. Lineage: Eukaryota; Metazoa; Rotifera; Eurotatoria; Philodinida; Philodinidae. The record is from the annotation of a GenBank genome assembly.
AUGGGAUUUAUUCCUGAUAUUCAACUACUACAAUCAAAUAAACCUUAUUCAGAAUCAAUUGAAGCUGUAGCUAAAGGUCAUUAUGAUAUUAUUAUUGGUGACGUAACAAUUACUGCUGCACGAAAAGAAUUAGUCGAUUUUUCUCCUAUAAUAAUUGAUACUUCUAUAGGAAUUAUAGCUCGAAGAACAUCUAAUGUUAAUAUUGAUCUUUUAUCAUUUUAA